Molecule: messenger RNA, 1104 nt
Organism: Triplophysa rosa
Lineage: Eukaryota; Metazoa; Chordata; Actinopteri; Cypriniformes; Nemacheilidae
Product: GTPase IMAP family member 7-like
Exons: 2
Coding region: 169-891 (240 amino acids)
Molecular function (GO): GTP binding
Source: RefSeq, a predicted model, not a curated record
UAAAACGGUUCAAAAGAGGUUGAGCUUUUUCCUACUUAAUUAUGUAAACCGGGAGGAGUUAAACCAAGCUCUACUGUAUAUAGGGUCGGUUACAACAGACCCUAACACAGCUAUUUGAUCUUCUUAUAACUUGAAAGAAGCAACCCAACCCACAGAAACAUAGCCAAAAUGAGUCGGGACGAUCUACGCAUUGUUAUGGUUGGUAAAACAGGCGCUGGCAAAAGCGCUACAGGGAAUACCAUCCUUGGUGUGAAAAAGUUCAAAUCAGAAGCAAGAGCCACAUCAGUUACUAAAAACUGCUUAUAUGAAUCAGAGAUUAUAGAUGGCAAAAACAUUUCCAUUGUGGACACUCCUGGUCUGUAUGAUACACAGAUGUCUAAUGAAGAAGUUAUAAAUGAGGAGCUAAAAUGCAUUGAACAUGCAGCUCCAGGCCCUCAUGUCUUUCUUCUCGUCAUUACUGUUGGACGCUUCACUAAAGAAGAGAAAAACACUGUUGAACUGAUUAAGGAGGUUUUUGGCCAAGAUGCGCAAAUGUACAUGAUGGUCUUGUUUACCAGGGCAGAUGAUCUGGAUGGUCAGAGCUUUGAAGAUUACCUUGAUGGUUCUCCAGAGCUACGUGAAUUGAUUAAGACAUGCAAUGGAAGGUACCAUUUAUUUAAUAACAGAGAGAAAAAUGAUCGUACACAGGUAAAUGAGUUCAUGGGAAAGAUGGAAGCCAUGCAGAAACGGAAUAAAAACAGCUACUACAUCUACAGCAUGUUUACAAUGGCAAAUGAGCUAAAAAACACAAUGAAAUCUGUGCAAGAAAAAGAUAAAAUUAUUAAUGACCUACGGAGGGAAUUAAAAGAAAAACAAAAUCAAAUAGAUGAUCGUUUUUGUAGCAUACUCUAAGCUCAAAUAUUUGAAUGGUCAGGAAUGUAUACAUACUGUGCAAAAUAAAGAUUCACAUAAUGUUAAUGUAAUGUAGAUGUUUUGAAUGUAUAUGAACAAUUUAUUCAUCCUUUUAACAACUAAAUAUACAGCAUUUCUACUGAAUUCAUCAGAGAUUAUGUGGUAUCCGGAAGACGACACGGUCUUUAUUACUUUCCUUUUGGUAUUUGUUGA